AUGCACAUCUCCUCCGAUCCACAAGAUGUCAUGCAGAUACUUGUACGGGUGCCUGAAACGUCCAUCCUACGGUCGGGAGGCUCCUUGAAAGACAGAUUGGCGUUGUUCUGCGCUGAUCAUAAGUCGCCGGAUCAUGUCGACGUGAGGAAUCGAGUAUGUUUGGAAGCUCUUGGUUGCAGUCGAAGGGCUACUUUCGGAGAUCCAGAAACGCGGAGUGCACUAGUCUGCAAAGAGCACAGAAAGCCAUGGCACAUUGACCUGACUUCCAAACGGUGCACAUUCGGGAACUGCACCAGGAGAGCAUCGUUUGGCAACAGCUCUCUGCUCUUCUGUUUGAGACACAAGCAAGCUUUGCAUCAGAACCUCCGGUAUCUGCGCAGGUAG
Guillardia theta CCMP2712 is the source of this 384-nucleotide messenger RNA. RefSeq lists its product as hypothetical. The record is from RefSeq and is a predicted model, not a curated record. The transcript has 6 exons. Lineage: Eukaryota; Cryptophyceae; Pyrenomonadales; Geminigeraceae. Bases 1 to 384 code for a protein of 127 amino acids.